Messenger RNA from Salvelinus namaycush (lake trout), 1267 nucleotides. RefSeq names its product fasciculation and elongation protein zeta-2-like. Gene Ontology annotation, cellular component: cytoplasm; axon. The transcript has 8 exons. Bases 1 to 1098 code for a protein of 365 amino acids. The record is from RefSeq and is a predicted model, not a curated record. Lineage: Eukaryota; Metazoa; Chordata; Actinopteri; Salmoniformes; Salmonidae.
AUGGCGGCGCCCCUUGCACAUUUCGAUGACGAGUGGCACGAUUUUAAGGAAUUUGAGCCGGUCUCAGAGCAGGGGACUCGGAUGGACCGAGUAAACUUGGUUGCCGAGCAGUUGACAGGCGUUCUGAGGGUCCUUCCAGAGCUCAACAACAGCUUUUCGGGCGAAAUAGGCAGCUUCAAGUCCAUGGAAGAGCUGGUGAACGAUUUCGACGAGAGAUUGACAGUGUGUUUCCGAAAUUUCAACACCCAAACGGAGAACAUCGCCCCUGUAAACAUUAUCACCGAGGAUACAACGUUGAGGAACGACGAGAUCUGGAAUGCUCUCGCAGAUAAUUAUGGUAAUGUCAUGGCAGUGGAUUGGAAACAGUCUCGAACGCGCUCCCUCCAUCUCCCCGCUCUAAACCUCAAAGACAAACCAAGGGUGGAUGAUGUAACACUGGAGCUGUCCGACGAUGAGCUGAGGGAACAGAUGGACAUGCACACCAUCAUCGUCUCCUGCCUCAAUGACGAACCCCUCUUCACUGCAGAACAGGUUAUUGAGGAGAUAGAGGAGAUGAUGCAGGACUCUCCUGACCUGGGGGCAGAGCAGAACCACCCCUCUCAGUCAGACCUCGCCAUGCUCUCUCUGGACAUCCAGCGCCCCAGAACAAACCAUAGCUAUGAAGAGCGAGAGAGGACCCUGUGUGUAGCAGAGCUGAAUGAGCGGCUAGAGGAGGUGGAGAUGGCCAUCAGACAUUACGGUGAGGAGCUGAUUCAACACCUGGCCCUCAGGGACGAGCUGGACUUUGAAAAAGAGGUGAAGAACAGCUUCAUCUCUAUCCUGAUAGAUGUGCAGAACAGACAGAAGGAACACAGGGAACUACUGAAGAAAAAGAAAAAACUCAAGAGUGGUGCCGGGGCCCGGCAGGGCCGACCAGAGAGAACACAAGCACUAGGAUCAUAUCUGACCACAGUCAUUCCAUAUGAGAAGAAAGGAGGUCCUCCAUCGGUGGAAGAUCUUCAGAUCCUUACCCAAAUCCUGCAAGCUAUGAGAGACGACAGUGACAAGGUGCCCAGGCUUCUGACAGACUACAUUCUCAAAGUGCUUUGCCCAACAUAGGCUGGAAGGACGAUAACGGACCUUUUUGGAAACGAGGUGAGGGGUCUGGUUUCAAUGUCAACAAGCAAAAUGAAGAGGACUCAGUCCGUGUAUAAAAAAUAAAAACAUAAACACACUUAAUUUAUUCUUUAUGAUGCAUGGUAUUUUACCUCAAGUUGCUCCUUUUUGU